GACAGGCGUCUACGAGUGGAUCUGGAAGCCUAUGAUCAGCUGGCUAGAGUUUCUAGAUCCGCAGCUGCUCUCAGCGGCUCUACGACUCGACAUGUUUGGCGGAUUCGAAUCACAUGUUGGGAAAUAUGUGAAGGUACUUCUGCUUGUCCUUGUGCUACUGCUAGAAGUAGCUAAAAAUAUAAACUUGUGUGCUCAAUUAUUAUUUAAAACAACUUCUGCGGAGAUGAAAAAUUCAUUCACAAGCACAAAGAAUUGAUGAGGUACACCAAUUGAGUCAGCUAAGUAGUUGUAAGAACAACUUCAUGUUCAUCUUCUUACUUUCUAUAAACAUAUUUAUACCUUACAACCCUGCCCCUCUCCAGGACCCCUGGGUCCGUCGCAUCCUGAAGUGGCCAGUGAUUUUUGUUGGUGCUAGUCCGAAAGCCGCACCAGCUUUGUAUUCGAUGAUGACCUAUGGUGGACACAUGCUUGUAUGCUUCCGGUAUUUGGUAAUAACUGAAUUUGAUCAUAAGGGAAAACAAGAAGAAAACCCUUCUUGUGAUCAAAUUCAGGCUACCAAAUGCCAGAGCCAUCCAAUGCUUGGAACUUGGUACCCUGAGAACGGAAGUGGGUUUCGAGCUCCCGUCGAAGCCUUAGAAACCCUAGCAAGAAGAAACGGCGUCAAAUUCGAGCUGGCUGCGGAAGUGAAUAGACUGGAGUUUCACGAACCUCACUUGCAUCUGAAUCUGCUUUCGUCGGAUGGAGGUGCUGGAAAAGAGAAGGCUAGUACGCAAAAUGACACCA
Messenger RNA from Amoebophrya sp. A25, 783 nucleotides. The record is from the annotation of a GenBank genome assembly. NCBI's taxonomy places the organism in Eukaryota, Dinophyceae, Syndiniales, Amoebophryaceae.